This is a messenger RNA of Trichosporon asahii var. asahii CBS 2479, 963 nucleotides long. RefSeq names its product cyclin-dependent protein kinase. Gene Ontology annotation, cellular component: cytoplasm; transcription factor TFIIK complex; nucleus. The record is from RefSeq and is a predicted model, not a curated record. NCBI's taxonomy places the organism in Eukaryota, Fungi, Basidiomycota, Tremellomycetes, Trichosporonales, Trichosporonaceae. Gene Ontology annotation, biological process: positive regulation of transcription by RNA polymerase II; protein phosphorylation. The coding region runs from base 1 to 963 and encodes 320 amino acids. Gene Ontology annotation, molecular function: ATP binding; cyclin-dependent protein serine/threonine kinase activity; RNA polymerase II CTD heptapeptide repeat kinase activity. The transcript is spliced from 8 exons.
AUGAGAGGAGAGCCGAAAGAUGGCAAGAAGAUCGGCGAGGGUACCUUCGCCAACGUUUACAAGGCGGUUGAGAAGUCGACCGGCAGAAAAGUCGCGAUCAAGAAGAUCAAGGUCGGCGAAAUGAAGGAUGGAUUGGAUAUGACGGCGCUGCGCGAAGUCAAGUUCCUGCAGGAGCUACACCACCCGAAUAUCAUUGGGUGUGAAGCAGAACGUGAACCUCGUGCUCGAGUUCCUCGACACGGAUCUCGAGGCCGUGAUCCGGGACAAGAGCCUGAUCUUCCAAACCUCAGACAUGAAGUCGUGGACGGUCAUGAGUCUGCGAGGACUCGACCGAACAACUUGCUGAUCGCGUCGAACGGAGAGCUCAAGAUUGCAGACUUUGGCCUCGCGCGCGAGUUUGGCGACGCGGGAGGGAAGAUGACAUCGCAGGUCAUCACUCGAUGGUAUCGACCCCCGGAGCUUCUGUGGGGUGCGCGCUAUUAUUCUACGGCAGUGGACAUGUGGUCGAUAGGAACGAUCCUUGUCGAGCUCGUACUGCGCGUGCCGUUCCUGGCGGGUGACUCGGACAUCGACCAGCUGAAGAAAACGUUCCACGCGAUGGGUACGCCAACAGACGAGGACUGGCCCUCGCUUCCGGACUACACCGAGGUCGCGCAGUUCCCGAAGAACCCGUGGUGGAACCUCGUCGCGUCGCUGGGCAAGGAUGGGCAGGAUCUCUGCCGCGAGCUGCUGAAGUACGACCCGAAGCAGCGGAUAAGCGCCAAGGCGGCGCUGACGCACCGGUGGUUCACGAGUGCGCCGCGCCCGACGCCGCCCGUACUUCUGCCCAAGCCGCUUGCCGAGCUCAAGCCCCGCGACAUCGGGCCGAUAGAGACCAAGCCCCACCCCGAGUCGGGCACGAAGCGCAAGGCGUCCCCUGCGCAGGAAGCGGUGCGCAACGUCGCGCGAAAGCUGUUCGUCUAG